AUGUUUCCCCACUCAGGAAAAUCCCUCGUCUUUGACAACUUUCCAGAUCCGACCAACACCUGGGAGAUCAUUGAGACUAUCGGUAAAGGGACUUAUGGGAAAGUUUACAAAGUCCUUAACAAGUUUAAUGGCAGCAAGGCCGCCGUCAAAAUUCUGGAUCCAAUCCAUGAUAUUGAUGAGGAGAUUGAAGCUGAAUACAACAUCCUGAAAACUCUCUCAGACCAUCCCAAUGUCGUCAAGUUCUUUGGAAUGUUCUUCAAAAAGGAUGUAAAGAAUGGGGACCAGCUAUGGCUUGUGCUAGAGCUGUGCAAUGGCGGGUCAGUCACAGAUCUGGCUAAAGGUAUGCUGAAGAGAGGAGACCGUAUGGAGGAACCCAUCAUAGCCUACAUCACACAUGAAGCGCUCAUGGGUCUCCAGCAUUUACACAUCAAUAAGACCAUCCAUCGAGACGUCAAGGGCAACAACAUCCUGAUCACAACUGAAGGAGGGAUCAAGCUGGUUGAUUUUGGGGUGUCUGCCCAGCUGACGAGCACACGUCUCAAGAGGAACACUUCGGUUGGGACACCCUUCUGGAUGGCCCCUGAGGUGAUCGCGUGUGAACAGCAGCUAGACUCCACGUAUGAUGAGCGAUGUGACGUCUGGUCUCUGGGUAUCACAGUGAUAGAGCUGGGCGAUGGAGACCCGCCCCUUGCUGACCUUCAUCCAAUGAGAGCUCUCUUCAAAAUUCCAAGAAACCCUCCGCCUACUCUACACCAACCAGAGCUCUGGACAAACAAAUUCAACGAUUUUAUAUGCAAGUGUCUGAUAAAGGAUUUUGAACUCCGGCCCAAUGUGUUUGAUCUUCUUCAGCAUGUCUUCAUCAAACAGAUUGUGGGGCGAGAAAAGACGCUGCAGAAGCAGCUCAUGGAAUUGAUCGACCUCAACCAGCAAAUGGGCAUUAUUGAGAAAACAAGUCAUCAUGGAAAGACUGAAAGGCGAGGCAGUGAUUCCAGGCAUGAACGUAUCCACACUAAAAAAGGCAGCUACAUGAAGUCUGAAAGUGAAGCGUGUGAUGAUGUGGAUGAUCUGGCAACCCUUGAGGUUCUAAACGAAAACACUGUCACCGAACAGCUACAGAGACGUUAUGCAAAGGGACAGAUCUACACAUACGUCGGAGACAUCCUUAUAGGGGUGAAUCCCUUCCAAGAAACGGACCUGUACACCCCUGAGCAUUCGAAGAUGUACAUUGGAGCCAAAAGAACGUCAAAUCCUCCACACAUAUAUGCAGUUGCAGACAUCGCAUAUCAGUCCAUGGUGUCCUAUAAUUCUGAUCAGUGCAUUGUCAUCAGUGGAGAAAGUGGAGCUGGAAAAACAGAGAGUGCUCACCUGUUAGUCCAACAGCUCACAGUCCUCGGAAAGGCCAACAAUCGAACCCUCCAGGAGAAGAUUUUGUUAGUCAAUAGUCUAGUAGAAGCCUUUGGAAACGCCUGUACUGUGAUCAAUGAUAACUCUAGUCGCUUUGGUAAAUAUCUGGAGAUGAAGUUUACCUCCGGGGGAAUGGUGGUGGGAGCUCAGAUCUCAGAAUACCUACUGGAGAAAUCGAGAGUCGUACACCAAGCUGGAGGGGAACGUAACUUUCACAUUUUUUACUAUAUCUACGCCGGUCUGGCAGAGAGGAAGAAACUCGGCAACUACAAGCUGUCAGAGAGCAAAACUCCAAAGUAUCUCCACAAUGAGAAUGUUAAAUUAGUGCCUGACAUUGUGGGGAGUGCCUUCUAUAAGGAGCAGUUUGAGGCAGUGGAACAGUGUUUUAAAGUCAUCGGCUUCACCCUAGAGGAGCUCGGGAGUGUUUAUAGUAUAUUAGCUGGGAUCCUAAAUGCAGGCGAUGUUGAGUUCAUGUCGGUCACAUCUGAGCAUCAGACUGACAGAAGCAACAUUUCCAACAUGCCAGUAUUAGAGAGCGCUGCGUCGCUGCUGUGUAUCUGUGCAGACGAGCUGCAAGAAGCCCUGACCUCUCACUGUGUGGUCAUGCGGGGUGAAACCAUCGUCCGGCCGAAUACAGUAGAGAGGGCCACUGAGGUGCGGGACGCCAUGGGCAAAGCCCUGUACGGACGCCUGUUCGGCUGGAUAGUCAACCGCAUCAACUCCCUUUUGAAACCAGACAACCAAUCAGAGGGGGAAGAAAAGGGUCUGAACAUCGGCAUCCUGGACAUUUUCGGCUUUGAGAACUUUAAGAGGAACUCUUUUGAGCAGCUGUGCAUCAACAUAGCCAAUGAGCAGAUCCAAUUCUACUUCAACCAGCACAUAUUCGACUGGGAGCAGGAUGAGUAUCUGAAUGAAGAUGUGGACGCUCGAAUGAUUGAGUAUGAAGACAACCGGCCGCUGCUGGACCUGUUCCUUCAGAAGCCCAUGGGCAUGUUGUCUCUACUGGAUGAAGAGAGCCGCUUUCCACAGGCAACUGACCAGACCCUUGUUGAGAAAUUUGGGGACAACUUAAAAUCUAAAAACUUCUGGAGACCAAAGAGGGUUGAUCUUGGCUUUGGGAUCCAUCACUAUGCUGGCAAGGUGAUCUAUAAUGCAAGUGGGUUUCUGGCUAAGAACAGAGAUGCUCUUCCCGCUGAUAUUGUUCUACUUCUGAGGUCCUCAGAGAAUGAAUUAAUCCGUAAACUGGUUACCCACCCGCUCACUAAAACAGGUAACCUGGCCCACACCAAAGGCAAGGCUGUAGGAUCUGCUCUUUUGGGCACAUAUCCAUCAGAAUGCAACAAAAAGUUGGACAUGUUUAUGUUGUUCAGUACUGUGUCAUUCAGUGAGGGGGAGAGCACCGGAAACAGCACACGUCACCCUCGAGAGACUACCAACAUGAAGACUCAAACUGUAGCUUCUUACUUCAGAUACUCACUGAUGGACCUGUUAUCAAAGAUGGUGGCAGGACAUCCACACUUCAUGCGUUGCAUAAAACCCAAUAAUGAUCGCCAAGCCAGUAAGUUUGACAGGGAGAAAGUUCUGAUCCAACUACGCUACACGGGUAUUCUAGAAAUGGCCAAGAUCCGGAGACAGGGCUACUCGCAUCGUAUUCUCUUCAGCAAUUUCAUUGAGAGGUACUCUAUUUUAGCAUUUAGAGUCAAUGAAGAGCCAGCAGUGAGUCCAGAGACCUGUACUACCAUUUUGGAGAAGGCCAAACUAGAGAACUGGGUUCUGGGCAAAACAAAGGUCUUUCUUAAGUACUAUCACGUGGAAGAGCUGAAUCUGAUGGUGCGGCAGACCACAGACCGAAUAAUUCUGGUGCAGGCCUAUAUACGAGGCUGGCUGGCGUUCAGGCAAUACCGUAAGAUUUUGGAGAGGAGAGAACAGAGUGCUGUGGUGUUGCAGUCAGCAUACACAGGACAUCAAUGUAAAAAAGUGGCUGAUGACAAAAGCAAAGCCAAGUCGGAGGCAGCAAUCACCCACUUCCAGGCAGUGUGCAGAGGAUAUCUGGCAAGACAGAAAUACAAGGAGAUUGUUGAUGAGAAGAACAAAGCUGCUGCAAAGAUCCAGGCCCAUUACAGAGGACAGAAAGAGAGAAAGAGCUUCAAAAGGAAAAAGGAAGCCAUGCAGAAGGAGAAGGCUGACAAGAUCGAGGAAUCGACAGAGAUCCCACCAGAAGCAUUCUGUCCAGUUUCAGAAGAGCCACCACAGGCACAAGGAGAAGUGGAUGAGGCAGACGAAAAGGCUGCUGUGGUCCUCCAGAGCAAUUACAGAGGCCACAGAGAGACAAAGAUGUACAAGGAGCGGCGGGAACGAAAUAAGACCUUGACUGGGGAUGGGUUAGCUGGUACCUCGUCUACUACUGCAGAACAAGUCAAUGCUGGAGAAGACUUGGAUGCUAUACAAGAGGGAGAGCAGGAGAAUUUGGGGGAAGAGGGGAAGGAGGCUGAGGAAGCGACUGCUGGAGGGGAUGGGGGCAUUGAACAGGAAACCAAGGCGGCCACUGUUAUCCAGAGCAACUUCAGAGGUCAUAAAGAACGUAAAAGACUCCAGGAAGAGGGAAAGAUGCCGGGUAGAGGGCGGAAGGAGACAAAUAGUCCUCCAGAAGAAUUGACGGAAUUGCCAGAGGAUUUAGGAAAAGAAGAUGAGCCUCCAGUAGAACCCUCAGGUGAAGAUGAAGAGGCCAAAGCCGCAGUGGUUCUUCAGAGCAACUUCCGUGGCCACAAAGAGCGCAAGCGACUCCAGGAGGAAGGCAAGAUCCCCAAGAAAAGGACGAAAGAGGAAGACGACAUCCCCAUUGAUGAAUUUCCACCUCCUUUAGAUGAACCAACAGAUCUUCAGGAAGCCCAAGAACUAGAUUCAGAUGAGGCGUUUGAUAUCCCAGCCAGUGUGGACGAGGAACAUGCUGCAACUGUUUUACAGAGCAACUUCAGAGGUCAUUGCGAGAGAAAGAGACUGAGAGCGGAAAGAGAGGGAGGGCAAGGGAGAGGAGAAAAUGUGCCUGAAGAUGCAGAGGAGAACGAGAAAGUCCUGGAGAUCACAGACAUUGAGCUUGAACGGAAGGAGUUCAUUGAAGAGGUGGAGACUCAGGGUGAGGAAGGGUUAUAUGAUGAGGAGCAGGCAGCUAUAAAAAUCCAGAGCAAUUUCAGAGGUUACAAAGACAGGAAGAACCUGAAGGCCACAUCUCAACAACAGGAAGAGGAAGUGGAGAAGCUCUUCAUGCAGGUAACCAAGGCCUCGGAGGAAUACCUUACCCUGCAGAAGAAGCUUAAUGAAAUUAUCCUCGCCCAUCAGCUCAACCCCAGCAAGAAUGGGAUGUUUGUGAAAAGACAAGCCAUUAAUGGCUACAUGGGGGACUACCAGACCUCAGCCGAAACAAAGCAUUCGCGGACACCUCGCCGAACACAACAACCAAAGACUCUCAACACCCCGGAGGACUCCACAUACUACACACUCAUUCAUAGGUCUGUCCAGGACGGUAAAAGAAGACCAAGAAAACAAAGCCCCAAAAAGCUGGACAAUGAUGACCCAUACUACCAGGGUUUGUCAAGUAGGUCCUCAAGCUCUCUCCCCAGUGGCCGACGGCGCUCAAGCAAACGAAGGGCUUCCAUAGAGAGGAGGCGAUCAUUGGAGAGACCACUGUCUGAUGUCCCCAAAUAUGAAAUCCCUGUAGACCCAAAUGAGGAGAGACACUCAUUCUCUAGAAUGCCCUCUACAGAGAGUCAAAGCGAAGACAACCCCUACGACUUCAGAAAGAUACUGAGGAAGACCUCCCAGAGACGAAGACUUCUCACACAGCCCUAGACCUCUGGCCAGAGCCUCAGAAAUAUCCAGAGCUUUAGAACGUACAUAUUAUAAUAGACCUCGUUGGUGCCAGUUGUCUUUAAAGGAAUUGUUCCCCCUAAAAAUUCAAAAAUAAACAUUAUUUACUCACUCUCAUGUCACCCCAAACUUGCAUGACUUGCUUUCUUUUGUGGAAAACAAAUAUUUGAUUUAAAAAAAAAAAAAAAAGUCUUCACAGGGUUUAUAUGUGAUAAUGUAUGUAAAUAGUGACUGGUGUGUUAAGAAAAAAAAUACAAACUCCA
Messenger RNA from Xyrauchen texanus (razorback sucker), 5531 nucleotides. It is a transcript of the gene myo3a, whose product is annotated as myosin IIIA. The record is from RefSeq and is a predicted model, not a curated record. Gene Ontology annotation, cellular component: myosin complex. Gene Ontology annotation, molecular function: ATP binding; cytoskeletal motor activity; protein kinase activity. Gene Ontology annotation, biological process: protein phosphorylation. NCBI's taxonomy places the organism in Eukaryota, Metazoa, Chordata, Actinopteri, Cypriniformes, Catostomidae.